Messenger RNA from Stereum hirsutum FP-91666 SS1, 465 nucleotides. RefSeq lists its product as uncharacterized. The record is from RefSeq and is a predicted model, not a curated record. Bases 1 to 465 code for a protein of 154 amino acids. NCBI's taxonomy places the organism in Eukaryota, Fungi, Basidiomycota, Agaricomycetes, Russulales, Stereaceae. The transcript has 2 exons.
AUGACUGCCUCUGGCUUCUACACUUCGCUCCCCAAAGAUGACAAUUAUCGGCGUGGCUCGACCCAAACACAACCGUCGAAAUGCUGCGGCCUGGAAGCAGCCUUGUCUACACGUAUUUUACGUUGGGCUGUCAUACUCCUUAUUGCGACCUCCAUCUUUGACGCCAUGGUCUUCGCCUAUAUCGCGAUUCAUGUCUUGACAGACCUUCCCUCGCUCAACGACCCUAGAACCGAGAACACUUUCCGAAGCACAUAUAUAAACUUCGACAAAAUUUACAUGGGCACGAACGUGUCGACCCCGAAACACCGCCCUAUCAUCAAUCUCCCACGAACAUCCAUCCAAGUAUCCUCUUCAGAACCCUACAAAGUCUUCUCUCCGAGCAACCUUUCAUGGCCAGAAGCUCAUGGCUUCGUUCCUAUAAGCGAUCAACGGUUCUUCGUGGACGAGACGGUGGGCUAUCUAUGA